Molecule: messenger RNA, 4707 nt
Organism: Pezoporus occidentalis (night parrot)
Lineage: Eukaryota; Metazoa; Chordata; Aves; Psittaciformes; Psittacidae
Gene: COL1A1
Product: collagen type I alpha 1 chain
Exons: 51
Coding region: 132-4493 (1453 amino acids)
Biological process (GO): skin development; response to mechanical stimulus; skeletal system development
Cellular component (GO): collagen type I trimer; cytoplasm
Molecular function (GO): extracellular matrix structural constituent conferring tensile strength; protein binding
Source: RefSeq, a predicted model, not a curated record
GGAGUGGGCUAGGGCAGUAGGAAGUUUCUGCUGGGGUCUGGAUUUGAAGCUCCAGAGUUGGAUCGGCCCCGUAUGACCCCAACCUAAGAACAAAAGAGACCCCAAAGAGUCUACAUGUCUAAUAUUUAGACAUGUUCAGCUUUGUGGAUUCUCGGUUACUGCUGUUGAUAGCAGCGACUGUACUACUCACCCGCGGGCAAGGAGAAGAAGACAUCCAAACUGGAAACUGCAUACAGGAUGGUCUAACAUACAACGACAAAGAUGUGUGGAAACCAGAACCCUGCCAGAUUUGCGUCUGCGACAGCGGCAACAUCCUCUGCGACGAGGUGAUCUGUGAGGACACCUCCGACUGCCCCAACGCUGAGAUCCCCUUUGGAGAAUGCUGCCCCAUCUGUCCCGACACCGACGCCUCCCCUGUCUACCCAGAAAGCGCUGGAGUAGAGGGUCCUAAGGGAGACACCGGCCCCAAAGGAGACAGGGGACUCCCCGGCCCCCCUGGCAGAGAUGGCAUCCCCGGACAGCCCGGCCUCCCGGGGCCCCCCGGCCCCCCCGGCCCUCCAGGCCUCGGCGGAAACUUCGCUCCUCAAAUGUCUUAUGGCUACGACGAGAAAGCCGGAGGCAUGGCUGUGCCUGGCCCCAUGGGUCCUGCUGGCCCCCGCGGUCUCCCCGGCCCUCCUGGUGCUCCUGGUCCUCAAGGUUUCCAAGGUCCCCCCGGUGAACCUGGAGAGCCCGGUGCUUCUGGUCCCAUGGGUCCCCGUGGUCCCGCUGGCCCUCCUGGCAAGAACGGAGAUGAUGGUGAAGCUGGCAAGCCCGGGCGCCCCGGAGAGCGCGGUCCCCCCGGCCCACAGGGCGCACGUGGUCUCCCAGGAACUGCCGGUCUGCCGGGCAUGAAGGGUCACAGAGGCUUCAGUGGUCUGGAUGGUGCUAAGGGUGAGCCUGGUCCUGCUGGCCCCAAGGGCGAGCCUGGCAGUCCAGGAGAGAACGGAGCCCCUGGGCAGAUGGGUCCUCGUGGUCUUCCCGGUGAGAGAGGCCGUCCUGGUCCCUCUGGCCCUGCUGGUGCUCGUGGUAACGAUGGUGCUCCCGGUGCUGCCGGUCCUCCCGGUCCAACUGGCCCUGCUGGUCCCCCUGGCUUCCCCGGUGCUGCUGGUGCUAAGGGUGAAACUGGUCCCCAGGGUGCUCGUGGCAGUGAAGGUCCCCAAGGUGUCCGUGGUGAGCCCGGUCCUCCCGGCCCUGCUGGCGCUGCUGGUCCUGCUGGCAACCCUGGUGCUGAUGGUCAACCUGGUGCCAAGGGCGCAAUUGGUGCUCCGGGCAUUGCGGGCGCUCCCGGCUUCCCUGGUGCACGCGGCCCCUCUGGACCCCAGGGUCCCAGCGGUGCCCCCGGCCCCAAGGGUAACAGCGGUGAACCAGGUGCUCCAGGCAGCAAGGGAGACACUGGUGCCAAAGGCGAACCCGGCCCUGCUGGUGUCCAAGGUCCCCCUGGCCCAGCUGGUGAGGAAGGCAAGAGAGGAGCUCGUGGUGAGCCCGGCCCCGCUGGGCUUCCCGGCCCCGCCGGUGAACGUGGUGCUCCUGGCAGCCGUGGUUUCCCUGGUGGUGAUGGCAUCGCUGGCCCCAAGGGUCCCCCCGGCGAGCGCGGCUCCCCCGGCCCCGUUGGCCCCAAAGGAUCUCCCGGUGAAGCUGGACGCCCUGGGGAGCCCGGCCUGCCCGGUGCCAAGGGUCUGACUGGAAGCCCUGGGAGCCCCGGUCCUGAUGGCAAGACUGGACCCCCUGGUCCCGCUGGUCAAGAUGGGCGCCCUGGUCCCCCUGGCCCCCCUGGAGCCAGAGGUCAAGCUGGUGUGAUGGGUUUCCCUGGUCCCAAAGGUGCUGCGGGUGAGCCUGGCAAACCCGGUGAGAGGGGUGCUCCCGGCCCCCCCGGCGCUGUGGGCGCUGCUGGCAAAGACGGUGAAGCUGGUGCCCAAGGUCCUCCUGGCCCUACCGGUCCUGCUGGAGAAAGAGGUGAACAAGGUCCUGCUGGUGCUCCUGGCUUCCAGGGUCUGCCGGGCCCCGCUGGUCCCCCUGGUGAGGCUGGCAAGCCUGGUGAGCAGGGUGUCCCCGGAGAUGCUGGUGCCCCCGGUCCCGCCGGUGCCAGGGGCGAGAGAGGAUUCCCUGGAGAACGUGGUGUCCAAGGCCCCCCUGGUCCCCAAGGUCCUCGUGGUGCUAACGGUGCUCCCGGUAACGAUGGUGCUAAGGGUGAUGCUGGUGCUCCUGGUGCCCCCGGGAACCAAGGGCCCCCCGGUCUGCAGGGUAUGCCCGGAGAGCGUGGUGCUGCUGGUCUGCCAGGCGCCAAGGGUGACAGAGGUGACCCCGGUCCCAAAGGUGCUGAUGGCGCUCCUGGUAAAGACGGUCUCCGAGGUCUGACCGGUCCCAUCGGCCCUCCCGGCCCUGCUGGUGCUCCCGGUGACAAGGGUGAAGCCGGUCCCCCGGGUCCUGCUGGUCCCACUGGUGCCCGUGGUGCUCCCGGUGACCGUGGCGAGCCCGGCCCUCCCGGUCCUGCUGGAUUUGCUGGCCCCCCUGGUGCCGAUGGCCAGCCUGGUGCUAAAGGUGAAACUGGUGAUGCUGGAGCCAAGGGUGAUGCCGGUCCCCCCGGCCCUGCUGGCCCCACUGGUGCUCCUGGCCCUGCCGGUGCUGUUGGUGCUCCUGGUCCCAAAGGUGCUCGCGGUAGCGCUGGACCCCCUGGUGCUACUGGUUUUCCUGGUGCUGCUGGAAGAGUUGGUCCCCCCGGCCCCUCUGGGAACAUCGGCCUCCCCGGCCCCCCCGGCCCCAGCGGGAAGGAAGGUGGCAAAGGACCCCGCGGUGAAACCGGCCCCGCUGGCCGCCCCGGUGAGCCUGGCCCUGCCGGCCCCCCCGGCCCCCCUGGCGAGAAGGGCUCCCCCGGUGCUGAUGGACCCAUCGGCGCUCCUGGCACCCCCGGACCCCAAGGUAUCGCUGGUCAGCGUGGUGUCGUUGGUCUACCUGGACAGAGAGGCGAGAGAGGCUUCCCCGGGCUGCCUGGCCCCUCAGGUGAACCUGGCAAACAAGGUCCCUCUGGCUCUCCUGGUGAGCGCGGUCCUCCUGGCCCCAUGGGCCCCCCCGGCCUGGCUGGGCCCCCCGGUGAAGCUGGACGUGAGGGUGCUCCCGGUGCUGAAGGUGCCCCUGGUCGUGAUGGUGCUGCUGGUCCCAAGGGUGACCGUGGUGAGACUGGCCCUGCUGGCCCCCCUGGUGCUCCCGGUGCCCCCGGUGCCCCUGGCCCCGUCGGUCCUGCUGGGAAGAGCGGAGAUCGCGGUGAGACCGGUCCUCAAGGUCCUGCUGGGCCCCCUGGUCCUGCUGGUGCUCGUGGUCCUGCUGGUCCACAAGGUCCCCGUGGUGACAAAGGUGAAACUGGUGAACAGGGUGACAGAGGCAUGAAAGGUCAUAGAGGCUUCUCUGGUCUCCAGGGCCCACCUGGUCCUCCUGGCUCUCCUGGUGAACAAGGUCCUUCUGGUGCUUCUGGUCCCGCUGGUCCAAGAGGUCCUCCUGGCUCUGCUGGUGCUGCAGGCAAAGACGGUCUCAACGGGCUGCCCGGUCCCAUCGGUCCCCCUGGCCCCCGUGGUCGCACUGGCGACGUUGGCCCUGUCGGUCCCCCUGGCCCUCCUGGCCCCCCUGGUCCUCCCGGCCCCCCCAGCGGCGGCUUUGACUUCAGCUUCCUGCCCCAGCCGCCCCAGGAGAAGGCUCAUGAUGGUGGGCGCUACUACAGAGCUGAUGAUGCCAACGUGAUGCGUGACCGGGACCUGGAGGUCGACACCACCCUCAAGAGCCUGAGCCAACAGAUCGAGAACAUCCGCAGCCCUGAGGGCACCCGCAAGAACCCUGCCCGUACCUGCCGCGAUCUCAAGAUGUGCCACGGUGACUGGAAGAGCGGCGAAUACUGGAUUGACCCCAACCAAGGUUGCAACCUGGAUGCCAUCAAGGUCUACUGUAACAUGGAGACAGGCGAGACGUGCGUCUACCCAACCCAGGCCACCAUUGCCCAGAAGAACUGGUAUCUCAGCAAGAACCCCAAGGAGAAGAAGCACAUCUGGUUUGGCGAGACAAUGAGUGACGGCUUCCAGUUUGAGUAUGGUGGUGAGGGCUCCAACCCCGCCGACGUCGCCAUUCAGCUGACCUUCCUCCGCCUGAUGGCCACCGAGGCCUCCCAGAACAUCACCUACCACUGCAAAAACAGCGUUGCCUACAUGGACCAGGACACCGGCAACCUGAAGAAGGCUCUUCUCCUCCAAGGCGCCAACGAGAUUGAGAUCAGGGCUGAAGGCAACAGCCGCUUCACCUAUGGUGUCACUGAGGACGGCUGCACGAGUCACACUGGCGCCUGGGGAAAGACAGUCAUCGAAUACAAGACAACAAAGACCUCUCGCCUGCCCAUCAUUGAUUUGGCUCCCAUGGACGUUGGCGCUCCAGACCAGGAAUUCGGCAUCGACAUUGGCCCAGUCUGCUUCUUGUAAACCGGACGCCCCACAUGUGACAGGAGAGAGUAAUAAUAAUGAUAAUAAUAAUAAAAACAGACAAAAAAAAAAACAGCCAAAAAAAGGAGAAAAUUUCACAUGGACUCGAAUUUGUGUCGGUUUCUAUCCAGCGUCUCUAAAACUAUACCAGAAAAACCUAAAAAAAAAAACCCCUAAAAAGCAUUAAACCCCUCAAAAAAGAAUAAAAAAUAAA